This is a messenger RNA of Naegleria lovaniensis, 1644 nucleotides long. RefSeq lists its product as uncharacterized. The record is from RefSeq and is a predicted model, not a curated record. Gene Ontology annotation, molecular function: cysteine-type endopeptidase activity. Gene Ontology annotation, cellular component: lysosome. The transcript is spliced from 2 exons. The coding region runs from base 1 to 1644 and encodes 547 amino acids. Lineage: Eukaryota; Heterolobosea; Eutetramitea; Acrasida; Naegleriidae.
AUGAAACAUCUGACAGGACCCUUGCUGUCUUUCUUGCUGUUGUGGACUUGUUUCAUCAUCCAAUCCUUCAUUGUACACGCAGACAUUCCAGUGAGUUGUGAAUUUCCUGAAGUGUACGGAGAAUGGACGUUUCAAAAAACUGAAACUCUUUACAACAACAAGGUCAUUGAUUCCAAAUGUUCCAUCGAUCAACCUUCUCUUCCUUCCCAUGUGAAAUUAGAGACUUUUAUUGUGGAUUUACGAGUGCCAGAUGUUGCUCUAUUAAAAUCAAAAAAUGGAAAAUUAAAGAAGAAAGGAAGAUGGACACUCAUUUUCAAUCAGGGAGUGGAAAUUCGUUUGGAUGGAUACAAAUAUUUUGCAUUCUUUAAUUAUACACAAGAUGAGAAGGGUGAAGUGACUUCGAAUUGUGAUCGUGUGUUUGUGGGAACGUAUCAUGAUGAUUCGAUUGGCGCUCAACGAUGGGGAUGUUUUACAGCUGAAAGGACAAGGGCUCCAACAAGAGCCAGACAGUUCAUGAAACAACAGAAAUUGAGAGAUGCGAUGAAAAAGUCUUCAACUUCAAGUGAUUCAAUUCUGGAAGGACAAUAUGUGAGAACAAUUCCAGAGCAAGCCUCUUCUCAAUAUCAAGAUAUGAAACAAUACGUGCAAGCAAUCAACAAGCUCAACAAAUGGCAAGCUGCCUUCAGUCAUAGAUUUCAAGGUAAAUCCUGGUCUGAUUUACAACUGUUAAACGGAAACAGAGUGAGACGUUCUUCACAACUUUCUCGUUCUUUCAUUCAACAAGAAAUGCUCACUUCCAAAAAAAGAAAUUCACAACCUUUCGAAAAGAUUCGAAUUUACAAUGGAAAAACGGAUCAAUACGAAAUGGUGAAUGAAGAAGAAUUGAGAAAAACCCUUCCUCAAGAGUUUUCUUGGGAUAAUUUCCAUGGAAGAUCGUAUUUGACACCUGUUCGUGAUCAAAAGCGUUGUGGAAGUUGUUAUGCCUUUGGAACGAGUGAACAUUUAGGAAUGAGAGUUCGAAUUCAAACAAAUUUGACGCAGCAGUGGAUUUAUAGUCCUCAAGCGAUUGUGGAUUGUUCUCCAUAUUCUCAAGGUUGUCGUGGAGGUUGUGUCUAUUUAGCAUCCAAAUACGCUCAAGAUUAUGGUUUGGCUCUCGAAGAAUGCUCUCCCUAUAACAUUACCAUGAGAAGUGCACAAACAUGUAAUAUUACUCAAUGUCCUCUGUCGAAACAACGUCGAGCAUUAAGAACUUGGAACUAUUACAAUGUAGGAGGAUACUAUGGAGGUUCUGACGAAUUAAACAUGAUGGUCGAUAUUUGGAGAAAUGGACCACUCGUUGCUGGAUUUAUGGUACACGAAGAUUUCUUUUAUUACAAGAGUGGUAUUUAUCAACACAUUCCAAAAGAACAAAUUGCCGCUCAAUGGUCCAACGCCUCAAAAGAUUUACCAAAAUUCUAUUACAUUAACCAUACCUUAAUUUUGUAUGGAUGGGGUAUUGAUGCAACGACUGGACAACAGUAUUGGCUUGCCAGAAAUUCAUGGGGUGACCAGUGGGGCGAAAAUGGAAAUGUUCGAAUUUUGAAAGGAGUGAACGAAUGUGGCAUUGAAAGCGAUGCAGAAGCUGCCAUUCCUUUGAUUUUGUAA